GACAUGUCCGACGGAAGUGUCAUAAUGAAGGAAAUUGAUCUGACAGAUGUGGAGAAGAAGAGGCUGCCUAGAAGGAUAAUCCAUUUUGCGAGUGGAGAGACCAUGGAGGAGUACAGCACCGAGGAAGAAGAAGCAGAAGAGGAGGAAGAUCAGAGAGUCGACUUUCGAAAUGUGGACACGACAAAGAUGAGUUGGAUCACAUACAUACAGUUCUGGAUAGUUCGGGUUGCAACCUCCGCCUUUUUCACAUGCGAUUUCCUGGGAGGAAAACUAGCAAACCUCUUUGGACUGAAUACUCCCAAAUAUCAGUACGCAAUUGACGAAUACCAAAGGGCACAGGAACAGGACAGCGAUGAAGAAGAUGCCGGUGCUUAUAUUGAAGAAACUGGAGAAGAAAAUAUCCUGACUGAGAAGGAUCACUUACAGAUGCAGAGCAUUGAAUAUGGAACCAUUCAAGGUCAGGAGACAUCACUGGACUCAGAAGACAAGUAUCAUCUAUCCUCUGAGACCACUGAAUCCAACACUAGUCCAAAUGAGAAAUAGCCGGGGGUUCUUCCUAAUGUGCACACAAACUCAAAACUAAGUUGCAGUCACAAAUGGAUUUAGG
This is a messenger RNA of Nanorana parkeri, 607 nucleotides long. Its product is annotated as protein FAM177B-like. Lineage: Eukaryota; Metazoa; Chordata; Amphibia; Anura; Dicroglossidae. The record is from RefSeq and is a predicted model, not a curated record. The transcript is spliced from 5 exons. The coding region runs from base 4 to 543 and encodes 179 amino acids.